AUGGCCAACGAAACUGAGGAAACGAUGGAGCCUGUUCCAGAGGAAGAGACACCCACGAUGGAGCCUGUUCCAGAGGAAGAGACACCCACGCCAACCACAGGAGUGAAGAGGAAGAGUGAUUCCCAGGUCGCAGACGAAGGACGGAGAAAGGCUCUGAAGUUAACAGAGAAGGUGACUUCGGUCCUUCGACAGAUUGAAGAAAAGCAUAAGGGAGGGAAAAAGCCGAAGAUAAUCAUCUUGUGCUACAGGGGGUGUAGAAAAGUCAGCGAAAAGCAGCCCGACGCGGAUGAAGAAAAGCAGCCCGACGCGGAUGAAGAAAACCAGCCCGACGCGGAUGAAGAAAACCAGCCCGACGCGGAUGAAGAAAGUCUGCCCGACACGGAUGAAGAAAGUCUGCCCGACACAGAUGAAGAAAACCAGCCCGACACGGAUGAAGAAAACCAGCCCAACGCGGAUGAAGAAAACCAGCCCGACACGGAUGAAGAAAGCCAGCCCGACACGGAUGAAGAAAGUCUGCCCGACACAGAUGAAGAAAACCAGGAGGAGGCUCCCUCUACAAGUGACGACGCCUGUGACCCAGAAACCGAAGACCCUUCCAUAGAUGCUGCGUCUCUGGAAGAAAUGCCAGAGUAA
This is a messenger RNA of Pteronotus mesoamericanus, 633 nucleotides long. RefSeq names its product clumping factor B-like. The transcript is spliced from 2 exons. The record is from RefSeq and is a predicted model, not a curated record. NCBI's taxonomy places the organism in Eukaryota, Metazoa, Chordata, Mammalia, Chiroptera, Mormoopidae. The coding region runs from base 1 to 633 and encodes 210 amino acids.